AUGUGGACCGAGCUGGUUUGCGGCGUGGUUCUUUACCGCUUAGUGAAGCGCUUUUUCUGGGAAGACGACGCCGUCUCCGAUCUCGAUUCGGCCCAUUUCAAUUCUCUCUUCUCCGUCGCUCAAAGGUUUGAAAAGCUUUGCCAUGGAUGCAAGGUUUACGUGGGGCUCCGGAUUCCUGACCCGGAUUCAGCUUCUCGCAAGAAUAUUGAUCUUGUUCUCGUCACUAAUCAGAAGGCAGUGGUGAUUUCGGUCAAGAAUAACAUAUCGGGUUUCGUAUCGAUUGAUAAGGACAACCGGUGGUUGUGUACUGAUAUAAAAACAGAAAAAACCGAGAUUUUUCCAGACCCUGUAGCUGAAACUAAAAAAUUAGUUCCUAUCCUUAAAGGAUAUCUCGAGCAAAGGGGAGUUGUUCUUCCAAAAGGAUAUAUGUCUUUCACAGUUAUAUGCCCAAGCCCGAGUUUUCCCUCCCAUAACCUAGAUGCUUUUCCACAUGCGGUCAUUACUUACGAGCAAUGGAAGAAUUUGAAACCCGAGCAAAGAAGUUUGUAUUCUAAUUGGAUCAAAGGCUCUUUUUUUACUGGAAAGAAGAAAGUGCAGGAGUCGUUUUGUGACAACCUUAACUAUGUUCUCAGCACUGCCCCAAUUUGGGAUAGGUUAGAGCUAAAAGACAACAAGUACAUUUUAGGAGAAUUUAUCGAGUUCAAAGGCAAAUCAGAUGAUCCCAAUUCAUUAAAAAAGAUCAAGAGAUCGAAAAUUAGUCGUCUGGCAGUCCACUCGUUCAGCAUGUUUGGUUUUGCUUCUUCAACAGUCAUAGUGAGGUUUACGCCUCGUGACUAUCGUGCAGGAGGACCUUAUCGGUCUUCGAAUUGGCAAGAAAGUGCGGUUAGUUCGAGCUCGGAGGUUUUGUUUCAACCGCAAAACUCGAAAAAACCAUUCAAGUAUAAGCUUUCUUCAGUUGUUUCUAUGGUACUAAGUGCAUGA
Striga hermonthica is the source of this 981-nucleotide messenger RNA. The record is from the annotation of a GenBank genome assembly. NCBI's taxonomy places the organism in Eukaryota, Viridiplantae, Streptophyta, Magnoliopsida, Lamiales, Orobanchaceae.